Messenger RNA from Penicillium cataractarum, 975 nucleotides. RefSeq names its product Mob1/phocein family protein. The transcript has 3 exons. Gene Ontology annotation, cellular component: nucleus; cytoplasm. The record is from RefSeq and is a predicted model, not a curated record. Gene Ontology annotation, molecular function: protein kinase activator activity. Bases 1 to 975 code for a protein of 324 amino acids. Lineage: Eukaryota; Fungi; Ascomycota; Eurotiomycetes; Eurotiales; Aspergillaceae. Gene Ontology annotation, biological process: cell division; signal transduction; positive regulation of protein phosphorylation.
AUGUCUGGAGCUAACCCGCCCGCCUACAACAGUCGUCAAGGGUUCGGCCGGGGAGGAAACAACAAGAACAACCCUCCCAAGAGCCCGGCGCAGGCUCCCCAAGCACCCCAGGCUGGUGCCAUGUCCAACUCUCCGUCCCUCACUAACAGCCUCACCAUGGACAACCUCGCCGCGAACGACCCCGAUGCCCCUAAGUACUUCUUCCAGGAGAAGUACGCCCCGCUGAACGUGAGGGGCAAUUUCUUGACCCUGUGUGCUUGUCCGAAGAAUGUGGAACUGGGCGAGUGGCUGGCUCACCAGAUUGUUGAACAAUAUCGCUUGCUCCACGGCAUGCUCCAAGUCAUCCAGGAGACGAACAGCGUCACUGGUCUUCCAAUUUGCAAUGAGAGCACAUGCCCGACUAUGUCGGCUGGUCGGUUGACCUAUACUUGGCUGGUUGACGGCCGCGCAGCCAAGAUCUCCGCUCCAAAGUUCAUCAACCGCGUCGAGAAGUGGAUCGUCAGCAAGAUCCAUGACCCAGUCAUGUUCCCUACGGAGAAGGUGAACGGCAUCCCUGAAACCGCCUCGAUGAGAGAUGCCAACGGUACCUCUGCGACCCCCUCCUCCGCCACUCCUACGGAUUCUACAAGCCCCGCGGGCACGACUGGCGCAUCAGCAGACGAGUGGAUUGGCCAAUCCAGUGGCUUCCCCCAAACAUUCUACAAGGACUGCCAGGGUAUCAUGAAGCAGAUGUUCCGCUGCUAUGCUCACCUGUACCACGCGCACUGGCUGAACCCAUUCUGGCACCUCAACAAGCACGACAUCCUGAACAUGUGCUUCGUGCACUUUGUCACCGUCGCCAAGUACUACCAGCUCGUCUCGGACAAGGAGAUGGAGCCGAUGCAGCCGCUGAUUGACCUGUUCAUCAAGCAGCAGCGGGUGCCCCCAGAGGCCUUGAGCGGUGGCCACUGGGCUCAGCAGCCGGCAGCCAACUAA